AUGCCUAUCACCAGAAGCGAUUUCUAUAGCAAGAAAUUGGAUAUUGUCCCCGAUCUGGUGGCGGGAUACAGGAGCACUGCGAACAUGCACAUCUGGGACACAGUUGGACAGGAACGGUUUCGAUCACUGGGAGCAUCGUUCUAUCGAGGGGCUGAUGCGUGCAUCCAAAUUUGUGAUAUUUCUCGCCAAUUCGGGCGCGAGAAUGUCCUUGACUGGAGACGUGAUUUCCUCAAACACGCCGAUCCUGAUGAACAUCUUCCGGAGCACGACUUUACGGAAUCUGACAUGGUCGACCUGAUCACGGAAAUACGGAAGCAGUAUCCCUCAUGUCCCUCCUCUUCCGUGGUUAUGGCCGCCGCCGAAAAUGGCUCGGGAGUACGCCAAGUUUUCGGGCUGACUGGUCUUGCUGCAGUACAACGAGCGAACGAAAAUGGCCGGCGAUUUCACCCCCCUCCCAAGGACUUCCUGGCGCGAGGGCAGUACCUGAGAGCACUACGGACCGAGCACUGCGAGCGAACUGUGAGGAUCCUCAAUCAGAGACGGAAUAUUGUGGAGGAGAACAACAGGGUACAGCAAAAAAUUCGUCGUCGGAUGAGCACGGAAUUAUUCCCCGACGGCACCUCCCAUAGUGAAGAUCAUGAAAGUGGUCAUAUUAGGCGACGCGGCGGUUGGGAAGACAUGACUGAUACAGAGUCGCCUGUGGUCGUUGAUCGCGAAGCGCCGACAGGAACGGCAAAACUUCUUAGAGUUGUUCACCGACGCUGUUUCUUGAUCGAAUCCAUGCUCAACCAUCUUCUCCAUCUCAUACUCGUCGGUGUUGCCCUAUCCCACGAGCCAGACGGCUCAUAUUUCGUGAGCGUGUCUGAACCUUAUUUGGAUCUGGUUUAUACAUUCUCAGACAAUGCUAAAUUAGUGAAGGUUAGCUUCUACUGUGGGGUGGGUCCCAAACCAACUACGGAGACCUUUGAUGUCGAUAAGGUGUCCGAUGCGAGCUACAGGAUAGCAGAGUUCCACGUUGAGCUCUGGAACGAGUUCAAAAAAAGCUUUGAGAAGAGAUGCAAGAAUUACCUACCUCUGGAGCCACAGGACCUUCGGGAUGUAAAGUACGAUACUAAGUUCGACCACCCGUCUAUUCACCUCAAGGAAAAAUGGUGGGAGCUGGCACACCGAGAACAUCCUUCCCAUUAGUUGAUAUUGUUUCGACAGUAGAAUCCUCAGCGUAUCUACCGCUUUGGCAAACCAUUAUUCAGACCUUUGUUGGUCGUCCAAUUUGCUAUUUUUAUGCUGGUACGUUGAACAUUUCUGGAUGGGCCGUCUCCAACUCUAGGAGCUUUUUCAUACAAUACCGUGACGUUGACUCUUCGAGUGUUAUAGUGAUCGUAGUUAUUUCAUUAAGUAUUGAUAACGCUUCGCGGCUCAUCCAUCUGUAACCUUUCUUUCCCGUCUUCGCUUUCGGAGUAGGUAAUGCUGCUUACGGGUGGAUCAAUAUUCUUCUCCACGCUUUGCUUUAUUUCCUGUAUGUCUGCGUGGUUAUAAGCGGAUCUCUCAUAGACGAGUUGGGUUAAUCAUGCCUAUCACCAGAAGCGGUAACAACAACAGGAGGACAUCAGCUGAGUGGUCAACGCCUCUCAUCGUGAGUACAAAAGACAAUCCUUGCAUAUGGUACGAUUGUUUGUGGACUUUACCUCCUUGA
Molecule: messenger RNA, 1693 nt
Organism: Perkinsus marinus ATCC 50983
Lineage: Eukaryota; Perkinsozoa; Perkinsida; Perkinsidae
Exons: 10
Coding region: 1-1188 (395 amino acids)
Cellular component (GO): vacuolar membrane
Molecular function (GO): GTP binding; GTPase activity
Source: RefSeq, a predicted model, not a curated record